Molecule: messenger RNA, 2682 nt
Organism: Suncus etruscus (white-toothed pygmy shrew)
Lineage: Eukaryota; Metazoa; Chordata; Mammalia; Eulipotyphla; Soricidae
Product: histone-lysine N-methyltransferase PRDM9-like
Exons: 7
Coding region: 1-2475 (824 amino acids)
Biological process (GO): regulation of DNA-templated transcription; positive regulation of reciprocal meiotic recombination
Cellular component (GO): nucleus
Molecular function (GO): histone H3K4 methyltransferase activity; histone H3K36 methyltransferase activity; zinc ion binding
Source: RefSeq, a predicted model, not a curated record
AUGUCUACUUUGUUUAAAGGAGAAAAACAGUAUCAGCUCUAUCAAGGAGAAAACAAUAUUGGUGCUGAACUCAGGAGAAAGGAGCCAGAGAUGAAGAUACAUAGCUUAAGAGAAAGAAUAGGCCAUGCAUUUCAGGAGAUUGGCAAGCCCCAAGAUGAUGAAUAUCUAUGUUGUGAUACCUGUCAGGACUUCUUCAUUGACACCUGCUCUGUUCAUGCAUCUCCUAUAUGUGUAAAGGACAGAGCAGUAGCAAAGGAGCACAUUAACCCUUCAUCCCUCACUCUGCCACAUGGGUUGAGAAUGGUCGGACCGUCAGGCAUCCAUGACGCUGGACUUGAAGUAUGGAAUGAGGCCUCCGACUUGCUAGUGGAUCUGCACUUUGGCCCUUUUAAAGGCCAGAUUACAGACGAUGAAGAGGCAGCCAACAGUAUGUGCUCCUGGCUGAUCAACAAAGGGAGAGAUUGCUAUGAGUGUAUGGAUGGAACGGAUAGAUCUCUGGCAAAUUGGAUGAGGUAUGUGAAGUGUGCCAGAGAUGAGGAGGAGCAGAACCUCGUGGCCUCUCAGUAUCAUAGUCAGAUCUUUUACCGAACGUGCCGUAUUAUCAAACCAGGCUGUGAACUGUAUGUCUGGUAUGGAGAAGAUUUUGGCCAGGAAUUGGGCUUAAAUUGGGACAAGUGGAAGAAUGAAUUCACAGCAGAGAAAGCAGAACUAAAGUCAGAGAUCCACCCAUGUCCCUUCUGCUCACUGGCUUUCUCCAAUCAGAACUUCCUCAAUCAUCACAUGAAACGAAGUCAUCCUUCUCGGAUCCUCCCAGUAACAUCUGCAAGAAAGCAAGCUCAAUCAGAGAAUUCCUGUCCACAUGAUCAGAACCAAUGGCAACAGCAUUCUCAUCCUUAUAAUGACAAACCAAGGAAUGACAUGUUUGAAAGUCAAAAUCACAAAGAAAUUUCCAUACCACUGGCUAAAAACAUGAGUCAUAAAAGAAUUUUAACAGCCUUUUCUAAACUAUGUUAUAGUCAAGUAGGGAGCUGUCAGAAACAUGAGAUAGCAAAAGAGGAAGAAAGUAACACAGGACAACAAGAAAAUCCAAAUGACACAGGGAGAGUAGGUCAAGGAUUAGGAAUGCCACGAAUUUUAAGAGACAAAAAUGUAAGGCCUGGGCAAAACUUCACUGAUAGAUCAAAUGUGGUACAUCAAAGGGUACAUACAUGGGAGAAGCCCCAUGUUUGCAGGGAGUGUGGGCGAGGAUUCAGUCGGAGGUCAAAUCUCACCACACACGAAAGGACACACACAGGGGAGAAGCCCCAUGUUUGCAGGGAGUGUGGGCGAGGAUUCAGUCGGAGGUCAAAUCUUAUCACCCACCAGAGGACACACACAGGAGAGAAACCUCAUUUUUGCAGGGAGUGUGGCCAAGGCUUCACUGAUAGGUCAACUCUCAUCACACACAAGAGGACACACACAGGGGAGAAGCCCUAUGUUUGCAUGGAGUGUGGGCGAGGCUUCAGUCACAGUUCAAGUCUCAAUAUACACCAGAGGACACACACAGGGGAGAAGCCCCAUGUUUGCAGCGAGUGUGGGCAAGGCUUCAGUCAGAGGUUAGGCCUCAUCACACACCAGAGGACACACACAGGGGAGAAGCCUCAUAUUUGCAGAUUGUGUGAGCAAAGUUUCAGUCAGAUGUCAAAUCUCAUCAGACACCAGAGAACACACACAGGGGAGAAGCCCCAUGUUUGUACGGAGUGUGGGAGAGGCUUCAGUCAGAGGUCACAUCUCAUCACACACCAGAGGACACACACAGGAGAGAAGCCCCAUGUUUGCAGAGAGUGUGGGCGAGGCUUUAGUCAGAGAUCAAGUCUCAUCAGUCACCAGAGGAUACACACAGGGGAAAAGCCAUAUGUUUGCAGAGAGUGUGGGCGAGGCUUCAGUCAUAACUCAAAUCUUAUCACACACCAAAGGACACACACAGGGGAAAAACCACAUGUUUGCAGGGAGUGUGGGCGAGGCUUCAGUGAAAGGUCAAGUCUCAUCAGUCACCAGAGGACACACUCAGGAGAGAAGCCUUAUGUUUGUAGAGAUUGUGGGCGAGGCUUCAGUCAGAGGUCACAUCUCAUUUCACACCAGACGACACAUACAGGGGCAAAGCCCCAUGUGUGCACAGAAUGUAGGCGAGGUUUCAGUCAGAGGUCAGGUCUCAUAGCACACCAGACGACACACACAGGUGAAAAGCCCUAUGUUUGCAGAGAGUGUGGGCGAGGCUUCAGUGUGAGUUCAAGUCUCAUCAAACAUGGGAGGAUACACACAGGGGAGAAGCCCCAUGUUUGUAGGGAGUGUGGGCGAGGCUUCAGUGAUAUGUCAAGUCUCAUCAGACACAACAGGACACACACAGGGGAGAAGCCCCAUGUUUGCAGAUUUUGUGGGCGAGGUUUCAGUCGGACAUCAAGUCUUAGUACACACCAGAGGACACACAUAAGUUAGAAUAAGUUUGAGUAAGUUAUUCUAACGUAAGUUAGAAUAAGUUUGAAUCAAAGUUGACUAAUGAACAGUCAACGUCUCAGCUUCUACAAAGAACAAAUGCUGCCACCUCAAAAUACACAUCAUACUUGAGGGGGUAGCCAAAGAAUUAUGCUGAUAUGUAGCUUCCUCUGUAUUUUGCCUGCUUUCUAAUUAACCUUGUCUUUCAUA